AUGUCACCUGUUACUGAGAUUGGUACUGAGUCUCAGGACAGUGCAGCUGGGGAUGAUACAUUGUCUCAGGCCAUGCUGCGAAUCCUAGAGAGGAUCGUUGAGGCUAAUGCUAGAUCUGGAGGCUGUGGGUCGGUUAUGGAACGACUCCGAUCCAAUGGGCCUGAGGUAUUCAGGGGCAUCGCUGGAGUUACUUCUAAUGUGGCUGAGUAUUGGAUGGAGACCACGGAGUGUAUUAUGGAUGAUCUAGAUUUUACUGCCGAGCAGAAGCUCAAGGGGGUUAUUUCGCUGUUUCGCAAUGAAGCAUAUCAGUGGUGGCUGACGAGAAAAUAUGUGGGGUCUAGUUACAUCAAUGCUAGGAGGCGUGAGUUCCUGAAUCUUACUCAGGGAGAUCGUUCAGUGGCUGAGUAUGAGGCCGACUUUCUGAGGCUGAGCCGUUAUGCACGAGGCAUUGUGGCGACUGAGUAUGAGCGUUGUAGGGAGCGUGAUUUUGACGUAUUGGUCGAGAAGGCCAAGAUUACGGAGGAGGUUAAACGCGCUGAGAGCCAGAACCAUGACAGAGGGAAGGCUAAGAGGGAUGUAGAGUCUUCGAAUGUUGGGGUGAGGCCUAGGAAAAAGGCCAGAUCUAAUGGGCCCAUGAGAGUUGGGCCUACUAUUACACCUGCUGGGGUAGCGAUUUGUCAGCUUUGUAAUAAACGCCAUCCGAGCGAGUGUUGGAGGUCUACUGGAGCUUGUCUUAGAUGUGGGUCUUUUGAGCAUCGUGGUAAGGACUGUCCAUUGAGGACUAAUCAGAUGCAAGCUUCGGCUACUAAGAAUAAAUAG
Molecule: messenger RNA, 819 nt
Organism: Gossypium arboreum
Lineage: Eukaryota; Viridiplantae; Streptophyta; Magnoliopsida; Malvales; Malvaceae
Exons: 3
Coding region: 1-819 (272 amino acids)
Source: RefSeq, a predicted model, not a curated record